Messenger RNA from Esox lucius (northern pike), 4048 nucleotides. Its product is annotated as vasculin-like protein 1. The record is from RefSeq and is a predicted model, not a curated record. The transcript is spliced from 11 exons. Gene Ontology annotation, biological process: DNA-templated transcription; positive regulation of DNA-templated transcription. The coding region runs from base 1466 to 2908 and encodes 480 amino acids. Gene Ontology annotation, molecular function: RNA binding; DNA binding. Gene Ontology annotation, cellular component: nucleus. NCBI's taxonomy places the organism in Eukaryota, Metazoa, Chordata, Actinopteri, Esociformes, Esocidae.
CCAUAAGUAACAGACACAGCAGCAGUUACUGUUUUAAAACGUGUUUUGACUAGUGGACAUGUGUUCUGCGAUCGAUUAGCAUGUCUAGUAGGAAAGGACAGACAGGAACAAGUAACUUAGCUAGCUAAGUUGGCUACAUAGCUUGGCCAAAUCUGUCCAAACUAAAGUCUGAGGGACUUUGAUCUCAUAACACAAAUUUACUUACUCAAAUACGACAAAUUAUAUACUUGGAGUUACAAGACGUGCAUGUGCGAUCAUGCGAUCAAAGAGCAGGUUAAUCUGCUAUAAAGGUGUGAAGUUAUUUGAAAAGACCGCUGAGAAGUAAAGAACACUUUUUUUUUUUUGGUUCACUGCCGAGCAUACAUAUCACAUUUCAUCUUCACAGCAGUCGACCAGAUGCUACAGAAAUAGUAGAAGUGAGAAAUGUGUUAGAUAUCCAUGGAAAAUUCUAUGACUGACCUGUUUUUGAGGAAAGUUGAUUCUCUAUGACUUGACCGCUAGGUGAGUUAGUUUACAUUAGUAUGUGCUUUGAAUUAAUUAUCUGACCAACACAACUGCUUAGGUUUGGUGUGUCUGAUGUUAAGAUUCAUGCAAUUGUGAAUAGAAACAAAUGUCCAGUACUUUCUGUAGCGAUAAAGCCUCUAUGAUAUUGAGUUUCUGAGAAUGUCAGGCUCCUUUUCUCUCCCGUUCUCAGAAGGUUUAGGAUUUAGUAUGUGUUGAUUGCUACUAGUAAUUUACACAAUGCUAGUCUCAUCAUAGCAAUAGGCCCCCUUGGGUUUUGUUAUGUGACUGUAACGUGACCCUCCCCCCUGUUUCUCCAUGUCGUAGCCCCCCGGAUGUGUGGAUGAGGUGAACACAGGGCUUUUUGCUGUUUUCCCCUAGAAGCAGCACUGUGAGGUAGAUCUCCACUCCCCAUUUUCUUUCUGUGUCCACCUCUGAAGAUAGGAUGAGUUGGUAAAGAGGAAUCAGUGUCAGGGCACAGCUGACACAAAGUGCUGCUUCCCUACAACUUUUGAGAAGAGAAUAGACAGAUUUCUGCCUCAUGGAGCAGUUGACUUAACUCCCUGACUGACACGGACAUAGGCCUUUAUCCAGAUUCUGGGCCAUUGCUGUUUCUCAAUCCAUCACCUGAGCAUAUCCCAAUCGCCCCUCCUCGACACUGGGCAAGACUUCGCAUGGCACGCCUGUAAUAGAUUAUUGUGGUACCACCAAAGCCCCUUGCCACUCAUCAGAUCACUCUGGAAACUGGAGUUCUCUCUACCUGGGGAUCAAUCUGUUCCAGGCUGUAAAGUGGUCUCCCCCCUGGAUUUCAUAAUUUUAACAGACAGAGCUUGGCCACCUGGACCAAGGGCAAGACAUACACAACCACACAGCAAGAGAGAAGGGCCACUGAACUACAGAGCUGACUACUCUGGAUCCUGGCCAUGAGGUUUGAUGCUCUACUGACUGGAGACACUGGAGCUAAAUGGCGCAGCAUGACUUUGUUCCAGCCUGGCUUAACUUCUCCACACCUCAGGUUGCCAAGUCAUCUGCACCUUUGGAGAGGCACGAAGACCACCUCGUCCGCGGCGCUGCCCGGCCCGGCGUGAGCCGGCGUCGCCAUAACUCUUCGGACGGCUUCUUCAACAACGACACCCGCAGAGCUUCCGCAGGUGACGGGUGGAGUCAGACCGCUCUCUCGCGGCAUGACUCUGUGGACUCCGGCGUGGCUGAGGGGGAGCUGGGCAUCAGGAAGACGGUCACCUGGGCGCAGGAGAGACCCCAUCGCGGGUGCCAGCCCAAACGACCUGCGGGGGAGAGGGACCGGGAGCGGACGGGGGCUCAGCGCCAGCGCAACGGAUCCGCCCACCCCCGUAAAGUAGGUCCUCUGCCGUCUGAGGGAGGCCAUAAGGACAAGCUGAAGUUUGCGGAGGAGGAUUUUCCCUCUCUCAAUCCGGAGAGCUGCGGGAAGCUCGUGGUCCAGCCACGUGCUGUAGGGACUCCUGUAGGAGUUUGGGAGCACCCUCCUAGUGCCAAGCAGACUAUGACUAAGAUGCUGGUCAUCAAGAAGGUUUCCAAAGACGACACCGGCACUGCUUUCUCCGCUAGCUUUGCCAACACGGGACCUCAUAUAACCAACGGCACCAAAACCCCUGUCUCGGGAUCCAGUGUCUACAAGAACCUGGUGCCCAAGCCAGCCACCACCACCCCACCCAAGACUGGUUCAUGGAAGCCAAACGGAAGGGAAAACAAAACCAGUUUUAAUUUCUCUGGCCAGGAGUCAGCCUUCACCAGCCCUACUGCCUCGGUGAACAAACCUGUGAUAAUUCCUGUCACACCCCCGACCCAAGUUUCCAACCAUGGCCCGACCCGCGUCAGCCCUAAGGAGCCUCCCUCCAGCAUAACCCCUCCUAUAGAUGUCACCCCUCCAAUAGACAUGACACCUUCCCGUCUGAAGCUCAUGCGUCGCAGCACCGAUCGGAAGAGUGACUUCCUCCGAGGCCUGAAAGACGAGAAGAACGGAGAUGAGUCCAUCACCACGAGCCCCUCUACCACCCCAGACAUUAGGAAGGAUGGAGAAGAGGUUCAGAGGAAUGGGAUUACUCCCUCGGUCAGUGACACGGAUCAUCUCUCCAUCUCAUUGGAGGCAGAACACAGGUUGCUCAAAGCUAUGGGCUGGCAGGAGUACCCAGAGAAUGAUGACAACUUCUUGCCCCUCACUGAUGAUGAGCUCAGAGAAUUUCAAGCUAAAACAGAGAAGCUGAAGAGGAACCGGAUGUGCCAGAAUGGUGUUCUCCCUAAGCCUCUUCCGAAGACCACUCCCCCGCUGCUGUCCUGGAGAAACCCUGUAGAGCCUGAGCUAGAAGAGGUCUCUGAGACAGAGGGCAGCAGUAGCAGCCAGACAUCGGAUGAUGACGCAGACACCUAAUGUGGCUUCAUGAACAUUGUACCCUCCUGUGUAACACUGCUUCAUGCACAGCAAACUGGUCAGCCAGACACUGGUUUGACUGGAAGGUUUUAGAGGUGAUGUCUAUCUGUCUGAGUUCUGUUUGUUUUAUCUGCUUUUUCUUUGCAUUUAUUUGCCCUUUUCUUUCUUUUGAGCACAUUGUUUUUUUUUGCUUUUUCCAAGAGCUCAAAUCUUUAUUAGAAUUGUUGUUAGUUUUUCUUGCUGAAGAAAUAAAAACUAACCCAUGAUAACAAUUACCAUAAAAUAAGUAUUUGGCUGGCAAAUUGUCAUUCAUACUUUUAUUUCUAAAGAUGGUUUUGACAUCUGCUAAUGUUGAAACAAAUUAUAGCAUUUAUGAUGAGAGGAAAUUCAGGGUGAGCAGUUGAUAUUGCUUCUAAUCCCAUAAGUCCCCUAAGGAUUUUGAUUUGUUUUGGUUGACAGAAGGUUAUACAUUUUAUUUUUUAUUGACCAUAGUAAGGCAUGACUUAGCCUUAUCAUUGUUUUAUUUCACCUAUGCGAUAGGAGAAUAGUCAUUUUAGUCAUGAAUCCCCAUCCCUUUCAAUACAAUUCUGAAUGUGGAUGGGGCAUCAAAAAACCUUCAGAAAUAAUGUCAAUGUCUUUGAGUCUUAGUUUACCAAACUUUCUGGGAAUAGAAAAUGUCAUUGUAGUUGUUGAGGGGCAAGUUGACAAAUUACCAUCACUUUCAGACAUGCAAAUCUUGAAGUUCUUUGGUUAAUAAAGAUUGUACAUUUUUCAUUUUUUUACAUGAGGGACUGCUAUUGUAAAUUAUGCAUUUUUUAGAUUUUGACUAUUUUCCUGACUGGUAGAAUGUUCAAAAAGCUUUAUAACAGAUUUAAAGCUCUUUUGGUUUGUUUAAUGUUUUAAUUCAGUACAGCAGUUAAACAAAAAUCAACAUUGAUAUUACUUUGUUUUGAUUCCAGAUUGUUGUUCUUGAAGCCUUGAUAUUCAGGGUGGGUUGUAAAAAAAUAUAUAAAAAUUGAGUUUUGAAGGAUUUAAAAUUAUUUUGAUAAUAUUAUUUACAGAUAAAAAAAUUUAAGUGGGAUUGUAUGUAUGAGACUGCAUAGUUGAAAAGGAAAUUGUAAUAAAUAUUUUGCAUCAGUU